CAGCAUAAAAUCAUUCUUUUCCUGUUUUUUGUAAAGUUUUAAAAGAAAACCGGACGGCUCUCUAGGUCACCGAGUCUAUAUAUAGCCCACACAUACCAGUCGAUAACUCCAUCCCGCAUUGCACCAUCACCUGAUUCAAGAACAAUCAGUCCUCGAUUCAUUAAUAUGUACAAUCUGUGACAAAGACAGUAUUCAAAGCGAAUUAAAAAAGCUAAGAAAACUCCAACAAAACGCUACACAACAUCACAGAUAAACAAAAUAAUGAAAAAUCACCAAACCAGAGCAACCUCAAAUACAUCUUCAAGAACAAACAAAAAAGAAAAAAAUAUUCAUCACCUUCCUUCCAUACUUACAGGGAGUCACAAACAAAAUUGGCAGAAUCUUGAACGAACUCAACAUUAAAAAUAUCUAUAAUAAGCCACCAACAAAAAUAGAACAGUUCCUCGACAAUCCAAAUGACAAAAUACCGCCACUAAACACGUCAGGGAUAUACAAAAUGUUUAUGCUCUUGUUCCUUGUAAUUUUGUUCCUGCGGCAAAGUCUACAUAGAAGAAACCAGGAGAAUGAUAAGCAUUCGCAUAGAAGAUAACAUCAAAACGCAGUUAGAUUAAAACAUACGACACAAUCAGCAGAACACAACUUAGAAAGUGGACAUAAAAUCUUGUUUGACAAAACUUCGGUACUAGCCAAGACUAAUACUUACAUUUUUAGAAAAUUUAGGGAAUUAAUGGAAAUACACAAGCAUCCUAACAAUUUCAACAGAGACAACAGGCAGAAGAUCAGUAUAAUCUGGUAAACCAUCCUCCUUGACUUUAAAAAAACUGGUUAACCAACCAAAGUCCCCCUUUCCUCCCGAUCACUAAGUAUAUAAAAGGACGCUUGGCAAGAAGCAACUCAGUGACAGGUUGCUUCUCCUUGAUGAAGUAAACUUGAAAUGUUCGCGAAACGUUCAGACGCGUCGGAAUCAAAUAGAAAGUAGACAAUUCACGUGGCUUCAACUCGGAAACCAUACUCAAUAAUAUACGUAGUACUUCUUAUAUGUCUAUAUAUAGAACGUUUCUCAGUAAUUAUAUUUUCUUACGUUGCUUAAGAAGCCUUGAAAGCUGACAUCAUAUAAGUCUCGUCUAUAAUCCAAUCGAAUUAUUCAUUGAAGUACUACACGAUCAACAUGUUAAUCUACGCACUUGUUAGUGCAUUCAGUCUUGCAGCAUUUGGAUUAUUCACAACUGGAGAAUCUACACUUCCCAUAACUACUUGCAAGCGUGAUUCAGUCGAUUAUUCCGCCUGUUUAAAACGCUUUUUAGAAGAAACAUGGCCACGAUUUAUUAUAGGACUGCCAGAAUUUAACUUUCCAUCUUUAGAUCCAUUAUUUUAUAAGUACGGUACAGCUGUAUUUAAUUCAGGCUUGAUACAUGCAGAAGUUAUUUUAUCAAAUAUUACUACUACCGGUUUGUCAAAAACUCGUUUUUAUGAUGUGAGAACGCAUUUUCUUGAUGACGAAUUCCGUUUGGAAAUCGACGCACAAGUGCCAAGAAUAUUCAUAGAAGGUGCCGUGAAAGUGGAUGGUACUGUAGGCCUAUUCAGAAUUGUUGGUGAUGGUUAUAUGAAUACAACCGUUGAUGAUGUCAGAGGAACAUGGGAUUUAACAGGGCGUGUAAUAAACGACACAUGGAUUGUAGAACAUUUUCGUACCACGCCUUCAAUUGGAAAGUUAAAAGUAUAUUUUGACAAUUUAUUAGACAACAAAGAACUUAAUGAUCUUGCCGUAAUUUUUGUAAACGAAUUCUGGCCGCCGUUAUACCGAGUGAUGUUGCCAGUAGCAUCCAAUGUAUGGGACCCAUGGUUAAUUAGCAUCGUCAAUAAUAUCUCCUCGAAGGUUUCCUUUUCAAAAAUUUUUCCAUGAAAUUCAUACAUUAGGAAAUAUAUCGGCGAUAUCACAGAAAAAUGAUAUCAUGUAAUAAAAAGCAAGCUCAAUUUAUAUUAUAUAGAAACUUUUUUUUAAGUUUCCUAUAUUAUAAACUUUAUAAGGUGACACGGGAGAGAAAAGUUAUAUUAUAAUUAAUGCGGAAUAUUAAUUUUCUAAAAUUGAUUUCUCUUAUAUAUAAGCUUUUAGCUUUCCUUUACGUCUUAAUUACAUAAAUUUUUUGCCAAUUCUUUCAUUUAAUAUCACGAAAUAAACUCUUCUGGUAAAUACAAAUUAAUAGAAUAUAACAAAUUAUAAGUGUUAAUUUCUGCAAAGAAUGAUCAAUCCAAUGAUAAUCAUAUGUCUCACGCUAUUUUUUUCUUCUCGAUUAAUUAGUUACAAACGGAAAGAUCACGCAAAACUUUGCUUGGUCAAUUUACACUUAGACUCCGAUAUAUACAUAUACAGACGCAAAGAAUCAUGCAAUUUUCAAUCGCAAUAGGGAAUCAAGAUCUUUAGAUAUAACUCCAUGUUCCGAACGCGUUAAUAUUUAUGUCACUGUAUCUCCAGAAAAGAUUCGGAAGAAUGAAGCAUAUGUAUAUGUGUACGAAUAAGAGAAUAGAAUAUACGACAAAUCUGAAGGAGAAAUAGAGAGGCACCGAAUUUGUUGCGGACGGAUGUCAGGAAGAGAAAGUUAAAAUACGCGUCAAGAACGCGAGAAGUUGUCAAACUUUCGCAUCAGAGAAUUCUUUCCGGGUAUCCCGGAAUAUCCGUAAUAAAGUUAUAAACUUUUAGGAAUAGCCACGCCACACCUUCGUUGUAUAACUGCUUACUUCUAGUUUCUCGUAGCGCUCAACGACCGAGCUAAAUUUCGCUUUUUUCGAGCACCGAUAACUGAAUCUAAGAUUCAAUGGACAAAUUUCUGCAACUUUUUUAUGAGCUGAUGAACCGAUUUAAUUACGUAAUGAAUUUGUUACUACCUAAAAGAUAACCAAUUCACCAAAUGUUGCAUGCAUACGAGACUGGAAAAGGAUAAAUUAACAUACGAUUUAUUUAUAGCACACAAUAAUUUUAUGUCUGUCAUUUGCCUGAAUCCAAUAAUAUUCACAUACUAUUUUAAUAAAUAAGACGCUAUAUUUAGUACGGUUAAUUAUAAUAUAGAUUGUUAAUAUAACAUUGUUGAAUUUCAAGAAAAUGGACUAUUGGAUUAUCAUAUAAAGCCGUUUUUCCAAAAUUGAGCAAUGAACUAUUCUAGAAAAUGGAAAAUGGAAAAGUCUUCUAUCACAAAGAAAAUAAAUAAACUUGAAGCUAGAUUAUUACGUUAGUAAAAAUUGUAAUUAAAAAAUAUAAAGAAUGUUUACUUUAACAGAA
Messenger RNA from Temnothorax curvispinosus, 3274 nucleotides. RefSeq lists its product as uncharacterized. The transcript has 6 exons. Lineage: Eukaryota; Metazoa; Arthropoda; Insecta; Hymenoptera; Formicidae. Bases 1169 to 1903 code for a protein of 244 amino acids. The record is from RefSeq and is a predicted model, not a curated record.